UUUAGUGCGCCACAGUUGGCUGUCACAAGUGUCACUUUACCUUUACUAUCGAUUUCUAUUUUUAUCCUUGACCAGGACAUAAUAUCCUAAAAUAUAUACCUCCUUUGAAACUAUUAAAGACAUGUAUUAUUUAUAAUUAAUAUUUUUGUUGUUUAAUUUUGUGGUGGUGAUAAAAUGGACGCUGGCGGAGCCUACGGGGGCGGUAAAGCUGGGGGUACAUUCGACCCUAUAGCUUUUGUUCAGAGGCCCCCAGUGAUAUUAAGAGCAGUCUGUUGGUUAUUCAGUAUCAUAGUAUUCGGUUGCAUAUCAUCUCAGGGAUGGAAAAUUGAUAAUACAACAAAGGAGGACGUCUGCUUGUACAAUAAUGACUCGAAUGCAUGCAACUAUGGAACUGGAAUAGCCGUCAUUGCAUUCCUUGCUUCCAUGGGCUUCCUGGUCGGAGAGUAUCUGUUUGAGCAGAUGUCCAGUGUCAAGACACGUAAGCAUUAUGUUCUUGGAGACUUGGGAUUCUCAGGUUUUUGGUCAUUCCUGUACUUUGUAGGAUUUUGUUACUUGGCCAACGCUUGGGGAAAAUCAGAGGCCCCAGAGAAUGGCUUUGGUGUUAAUAAUGUGCAGGCAGCUAUCGCUUUUUCAUUCUUUUCAAUCUUCACCUGGGCUGGUUGCGCCUUUUUUGCGUUUCGCCGGUUCCGCACAGGAGCCGAUUCAGCUUUUGCGCCCUCAUACGAAGCUGAACCCCAGAUUGGGGGUGCCAAUGCUGGGGGCUACUCUGUAGGAGGCUUUCCUCAGGAUACCACGAUGGGCGGAGGUAUGGGAGACUACAGGGAGCAGCCCUUCGGUCAGCAACCGAACAGAGGUCCCACAGACUUCCAACAGCCAACCUAUUAAGUUUCGUAUUUGGAGACAAAACAAAUCUCUGUAAAAAAAACUGAUAUUAUUUUGGGAACACUGAAACUCAUAUUGUUAAACUAUUUUUCAUUUCGAUCAAUUACUAAUAAUCAAUAUGUUGCUCGAUGCAAGCCAACACGCUAGUCACUCUGUAGAACAACUUUAUUUAUAUAAAUAAAUAAAUUUAUUUAUUUAUUUAUCACAUUUGUAUAGUUAAAAAUUUGUGUCUUUUUGCAAAAUGGGACAGACAAGAAUCAAAUUGUAGUUGUUUUUAUUACUUUUUUGUCCAAUUCGAGACCAUUCCAUUAUUAA
This is a messenger RNA of Ctenocephalides felis (cat flea), 1197 nucleotides long. Its product is annotated as synaptogyrin-like. The transcript has 5 exons. The coding region runs from base 175 to 885 and encodes 236 amino acids. Gene Ontology annotation, cellular component: neuromuscular junction; synaptic vesicle membrane. NCBI's taxonomy places the organism in Eukaryota, Metazoa, Arthropoda, Insecta, Siphonaptera, Pulicidae. The record is from RefSeq and is a predicted model, not a curated record.